Mucor velutinosus is the source of this 1113-nucleotide messenger RNA. RefSeq lists its product as uncharacterized. The record is from RefSeq and is a predicted model, not a curated record. Bases 1 to 1113 code for a protein of 370 amino acids. Gene Ontology annotation, molecular function: U6 snRNA binding; metal ion binding; pre-mRNA binding. NCBI's taxonomy places the organism in Eukaryota, Fungi, Mucoromycota, Mucoromycetes, Mucorales, Mucoraceae. Gene Ontology annotation, cellular component: U2-type catalytic step 1 spliceosome; Prp19 complex; U2-type catalytic step 2 spliceosome. The transcript is spliced from 5 exons.
AUGAAGCCUGCUCGCGUACAAGUAACUCAAGCUCAACUGGAUGAAUACCUCAAAGAAAAGAGACCAGAAGGCGGCACCUACAAUAUCUGGCAUCAUCGUUAUUCUGGACUCGAGAGAGACUUCAACAAGACAAGCGUUCGACCCAAAUUCAAGGUAGACAUUGCCAGAGAUGCUGGCGAGACAUUGGGUUCUCGAAACAAGAACGCCUACUUUUGUUUGUUCUUUGCAAAGGGCAUGUGCUCCAAAGGACCCAAAUGUACCAUGUGGCAUAGAGUACCUACAACAGACGAUGUAUUGGAAACCACAAUUGAUUGCUUUGGACGUGAUAAGUUUACUGAAUUCCGUCAAGAUAUGGGCGGUGUUGGUGGUUUCAUUCGUGAAAACAGGACGUUGUAUAUUGGUCGCAUCACUGUUACAGAUGAUAUCGAGGAUGUUGUGAGACGUCAGUUUGGUCAAUUUGGUCCUUUAGAAAGAGUGAGAAUUUUGAGAGGACGUGGUGUUGCUUUUGUAACAUACAAGACGAGAGCCAACGCUGAAUUCGCCAGAGAAGCCAUGAUGAAUCAAAGUCUCGAGAACAACGAAAUUGUCAAUGUGCGUUGGGCCACAGCUGAUCCCAAUGCUAUUGCAAAUCGCUUAGACGCAGAAGACGAUCGUUUAGAAGCAGAGCGAAUUGCAGCAUUACGAGCUGAACACAAUCUGGACGACCAGACAGAAAAUCAAGAAGAGGAAUCCGAACUACCCGCUGAAUUCACGAGUCUCAAGCGUGAUGUGGAUGAAGAUGGAUUCAGCCAAAUGGAGCAAAAAGUCAAAAGACAGAGAGCUGAAAUAGAGGCAGCACAAGCACAGGAGGAAGCCGCAUCUGCUCCUCUCGCCUACGAAUACACACAAGAGGAUUACGAUAAUUAUUACAAACAGCAAGAAGAAUAUUAUAAACAGCAAGCAUUAGAAGCACAACAAAAUGUCAAAGUGGGAGGCAUUAUUCCUCAGAAUGUACUGUCUAAUUUAAAGGGCUUUUCAAAAGCUACACCAGUGAAUACCACCAAUGCUGCUAAACCCACAACAGGAUUAGGCAGUUUGACAAAUUAUGGUAGUGAUAGCGAAGAUGAUGAAUAA